Molecule: messenger RNA, 1791 nt
Organism: Cuscuta campestris
Lineage: Eukaryota; Viridiplantae; Streptophyta; Magnoliopsida; Solanales; Convolvulaceae
Source: the annotation of a GenBank genome assembly
AUUUCCCCCAGACCCACUUUACAAAAGCCCCAAAAGAACGCUCCAUGGCGGUCGGGGAAGAAACCCAUGCCCAGAACUUCUCAAAAACCCGGUCACCGCGCUGAUCUGGCCAGUUCAGGGAAGAAAUCCAGAUUUGGGUCUCGACUGAUUUCUGCAAAUAAGGGCAAUCCGAAACCCCUGGGAAAUGAUUCAGGUAAGCAGCCAAACCAGCUUUUUAACAUGAGCAACAGUUCUUCUGAUUUUCAAGAUCGUACCCCUGUUGGGAAAUCUGCAUCCGGGUCGGGUUUAGAUUGUGCUAAUAUUGAUGGGAAUAGGAUAGAUGAAUCAACCCAUUCCAGCGCAAGCGUCGUUAAAACUCCUCCAAUUGAGCCCUCAGUGUCUCCUGAGAUUCCAUAUGGGUUGUCCCAGAAGCCGGCCACGGCUUCUGCAGCAACCCCUUGUUAUGGUGCAGGGCACGUCCUCUCGGGGGUCACGGAUAAACGAAAAUGCAGGCCCAGAGGGGUUCUUACUGUAGCACCUGUCCUAGAUUUAUCAUCCAGGUCUGGGAAGUCCAGUGAGAGUGACAACAAGUCAAGAACUUCUUUUGUUCCUUUGCCUGUUGAGGCCUCAAUGUGUUGGAUGUCAUCUUCUCCUUCAGAGAAACCAGGAAAUGGCCAAUUUUGUGGCUUAAUGGGCUCGAAUCCGAGUAUAACGAUAAACCCAAUAAAACCCCACGAAGGUAGGGUCUUGGGAGGGUGUGUGUACCCAGAACAUACCCCUACUAGUUCGAAUCCAAGUAGAGUUGAGAAAAGCGAUUCUCCACAUUCAACAAGCACUCUGAGUUGUGGUAAUGUGAUUCAGACCCCCAACUCGGAUUGUGAUCUUGGGUUUCAAUAUGAGCUUGAUGAGGCGACAGACAUUCUUCGCAGCGCAAGCUUGUCAUCAUCAGCUCAGAAUCAGAUGCCAGAUUCUGAUGAUCCGAGGACGAGUUUCAAGUUCAGUAACUGUAAUUCAACCACGACAUUCAGUUUCGUGGGCCACAUCACCGGAUGUCACAAACCUGGGGACACUUCUGUGUCAUGCCUUUCAGAAUCCUCAACUGGGAAUGCAUCUCAGUCUAACAUUAGAGUAUCAUGGAGGGACGUGUCCCUUAGCCGAAUCCCUGCCAUGGAUAGCUGCAGGUGGCUGCCAGAUGAAGAAGAUAAUGAUGAUGAUGAUGAUGAUGAUGAAGAAAAAGACAAUGUGUUUUGCUCUGAUGAUCAUCAGAUCAAACCAGCCCAGAGUUUUGAAGAUAGUGAUGAUCUUGUGAUGGAAAAAGUGCUUAAAUUGCCUGAAUUUCUUGACCAGGAACCUUGCAUUUAUAACAAUGGGGUGGAAAAGAUGUUUCCACAAAGGCCUAGUUCUUGUGCAGAGUCCAUAUUCACUGAUGAUUGUGGAGGAGGAGGCCUGGGUUCUUCUGCAGAUUCAGAUUGGAAUCUUUGAUGCAAAAAAAAGACUUUUUUUUCUUCGUAGUUUUUAGUACUGUAUGAUUCGCAACGUGUAUCACACACGUAACGUUGUACUACAACCCAGUAACGGGGCUGAUAAUUUUAUUCAUAGAAAUGCUGGAACUUAAGUAUUUAUUUGUAGAAAAUUUGAAAGUUUUCUUCAUGUUCUAGGAUGAAUUUUGCUGUGUGAGAUUCUUUGACAUUUUUUAAAAAAUUGUGCAAUGCUAUUCAUGAUCUGACAUAUUAUUGUUUCUGUUUUGGAUAAAAAUCAUAAUUCUUGGUGCAUAUAACCUUUGGUAUAAAAAAAGAAAUUUAUAUGUCUUUC